AUGGCUCGUCUGUGGGAACUGGAAGAGCGCUCGGAGGUACAGCGGUUCCAGCACAGCGCGGAGCUGAACGGUGUGGCAGCAUCUCCGGAACCGGGCAUCUUCGCGUCGGCUUGCAGCGACCGCUCCAUCAGCCUCUGGCGUGUCGGCUCCACGGAGACGAGUUGUCAACUGCUAGGGCAUAUGGGCCAGGUGUACUCGGUCGAUUUCUGUCCGGCUGGCUCUGCGCUGCUGUCAGCGUCUGGAGAUGCUACCGCGCGCCUCUGGGACCUCGCUUCCGAACAGGAGCUCUUGUGCCUGAGAGGACACAUGCGUGACGUGAACUCCGCCGCCGUCUCUCCGGACGGGCGGGUCUUUGCAACAGGCUCCGACGACUACAGCUUCGCUGUGUGGGACCGUGCGUCUGGCAAGAUGAUGCAGCAUUGGGACGGGCGACGCGGAGACGGGCAUUCAGGUAGAGUCUACUCCGUAGCCUUCUCACCUGAUGGCCUCUACCUUGCCACUGGUGCAGUUGACAAGAAGGCCAAGGUGUGGGACACGCGUACUGGUGCCUGUCUCCGCUGCUACAGUGGCCACACAGAUCUCGUCAAUGCAGUCACCUUUUCUCCGGAUGGGAAGCUGCUAGCGUCGGCAUCGGAUGACUUCACGUCUCAUGUCUGGACUGCAGAUACGUCACAGGGUCGCAUAGCUUCCUACAAGCAAGAUGCUGAGGUGCUAACGCUGUCGUUUUCAGGAAAUGGCCAGACCCUGGCUACGGGUUCCAUGACCGGAGCCAUCUGUCUUUGGGAUCUUAGUUCGCACGAGGAGGUUGGAUGCUUUGGUGUCUGCCAGGAUCGCGAGAAACCCACGAGGUACGACAGGGUCACAUCGUUGUGUUUCCCACCUACUUAA
Symbiodinium sp. CCMP2592 is the source of this 888-nucleotide messenger RNA. NCBI's taxonomy places the organism in Eukaryota, Dinophyceae, Suessiales, Symbiodiniaceae. The record is from the annotation of a GenBank genome assembly.